Oncorhynchus tshawytscha (Chinook salmon) is the source of this 1169-nucleotide messenger RNA. RefSeq names its product myogenic factor 6-like. The record is from RefSeq and is a predicted model, not a curated record. Gene Ontology annotation, biological process: muscle organ development; positive regulation of myoblast differentiation; regulation of transcription by RNA polymerase II. Gene Ontology annotation, molecular function: RNA polymerase II cis-regulatory region sequence-specific DNA binding; protein dimerization activity; DNA-binding transcription factor activity, RNA polymerase II-specific. Bases 54 to 770 code for a protein of 238 amino acids. Lineage: Eukaryota; Metazoa; Chordata; Actinopteri; Salmoniformes; Salmonidae. The transcript is spliced from 3 exons.
AUGCCAUGCAGUGUCCCACUGUCGAAACAUAGGCCGUGUGAGGGUACAACAGUAUGGUGGAACUUUUUGAGACCAACACUUAUUUCUUCAACGAUCUGCGCUAUCUCGAGGGAGAUCAUGGACCAUUGCAGCACUUGGACAUGGCGGGGGUGUCCCCUUUGUACCACGGGAAUGACAGCCCGUUGUCACCUGGGGGGGAUCCGUCCGAGACUGGAUGUGACAGCAGUGGAGAGGAGCAUGUCCUCGCACCCCCGGGUCUUCAGCCGCACUGCGAGGGACAGUGCCUCAUCUGGGCUUGUAAGGUUUGUAAAAGAAAGUCUGCACCGACCGACAGGCGCAAAGCGGCCACUCUCAGGGAAAGAAGGCGGCUCAAGAAGAUCAAUGAAGCAUUCGAUGCGUUGAAGAAAAAGACCGUGCCCAAUCCGAACCAGCGGCUGCCCAAAGUGGAGAUUUUACGCAGCGCCAUAAACUACAUCGAGCAAUUGCAGGACCUGCUGCAUACACUGGAUGAGCAAGAAAAAACGCCCCAAAAUGGCUCAUAUAACUAUAACGUGAAAGAACACCAUGCGUCCAAUAAGGAGUACCAUUGGAAGAAGAACUGUCAAAACUGGCAGACCUCAGCUGAUCAUUCCAAUGCACCAAUGACGAAUCAGAGAGAAGGCUUUACGGAGUCUUCAGCGUCCACCAGCCUUCUUCGCCUAUCAUCAAUCGUUGACAGUAUAUCAAGUGAAGAGAAACCGACUUGCAACGAAGAAGUCUCAGAAAAAUAAUGCUUAAUUUAUUGGAUUUUUUGUAGCCUGUAUAAGCGACGUCAGCAUUUCAUAUUUCCAUUGUCUAUUUCGAAAUUAUUUUCACUUCUUUAUUCAUAUGUUUUAGUUUCCAUUUACUUAUAUUCAUUUGUACAAAUUAACGGGCAUUUUGUAGUCACUGUUUUCUUUUAAAUUGUAUGAAUGGUCAAUAUUAUAUUUCUAAAGUAUGACAACAAUGGAACUAUAAUCUUUUAUUUCCAAAUGGACAUUUGAUAAUUGUAAAUAUUUUAUAAUAUAUUAACAAGUUAAUUUAUUUUACAUAUAAAAGGCUGUGUUUCUCAACCUCAAGAGAUUCAUUGUUGUAUUUGAGUAUUUCUAUAUGAACUGACCAACAAAUAAAUUGUAAGCAUUGUAUCUUAC